Molecule: messenger RNA, 2516 nt
Organism: Scylla paramamosain (green mud crab)
Lineage: Eukaryota; Metazoa; Arthropoda; Malacostraca; Decapoda; Portunidae
Gene: Rad17
Product: cell cycle checkpoint protein RAD17-like
Exons: 12
Coding region: 157-1974 (605 amino acids)
Biological process (GO): mitotic DNA replication checkpoint signaling; DNA repair; DNA damage checkpoint signaling
Molecular function (GO): chromatin binding; DNA clamp loader activity
Source: RefSeq, a predicted model, not a curated record
UGUUGUGAUCAAGGCAUCAGUGACCAGCAAACCUCACAGCACCAUGUGUUAAGAGAAGGCGGUUCUGCUGUUCACUUGUGGCCUAAAUACCACAGGAUAGGAGAGAACAGCACAAGAAAGGCAGGACAGAACUACGUAUUCUUUCCUGAAGUCGUUAUGACCAGUAAGAAACCUCAAACAAAAAUUUCAUCAUGGGUGGUGUCCAGCUUCUCAGAUUUUGGUCUGAGCUCCUCCCCUCCUGCUGACAAAAAGAUUGCUAAGCGUUCCCGAGACCCGGGUGGCCGAGGUGAAGGCAGACAGAAGCGUCACCAGGCACCACAGCAGCUCCAGGACAGGUCAGCACUGUGGGUGGACCUGUAUGCUCCCUCCACACAAGAGGAUCUUGCUGUCCACAAGAGAAAAGUGCAGGAAGUGGAAUCAUGGCUGGUGGAGAAUUCGUCUGGAAUGAAGGGGAGGAAGCUGCUGCUGCUGACCGGGCCUUCAGGAUGUGGGAAAUCUGCCACUGUGAGGGUCCUUGCCCGGGAAGCAGGACUCAAUCUGGUGGAGUGGACCAACCCCACCACAACACCAUAUAACAAUAAUUUUAUGGAGCAAGAAAGUGUGUGGAGGCCUGGUGACACAGUGGUUCCAGUCAGCCAGACCACACAGUUCUGGGAGUUCUUAAUGCGGUGUAGCAAGUACAACAGUGUGUGCAUGACAGACAAAGGAGGCAACCUGGUGUGUGUGGAGGAUUUUCCCAAUGCUAUUCUCAGAGACCCGGCAUCUUUCCAUACCAUGCUUAGGAAAUACAGCCAGUGGAGCAACAGUAGCCCAGUAGUGUUCAUCGUGACAGACUCCACCAACCAGUACGGCAAUGUGAAGCGGCUCUUCCCUCCCGACCUGGUGCAGGAACUCUCAAUCGUCAGCAUCGGGUUCAAUCCCAUUGCGAGUGGGCUGUUAGUAAAGGCUCUGGGUCGCAUCCUGAGCAUAGAGAAUGUCAGUGAGGGUGGGCUGAGGCUUCCGCUGCCCACCAAGGAGGUGCUCCAAAGUCUGGCAGAAGCCUCGGGGGGAGACAUUCGCAGUGCCAUCAAUGCUCUUCAGUUUGCCACCAAAAAAGAUGUGGGUAACAUUGAGGAAUUAUUUACUGGAUCAUCAAAGAAGGACAAGCUUGGCAGUAGAGGGAAGGGCAGCACCAAGUCAAAGCCUGCUGUGAGCAGCAAGGAGGCUCAUGUGGCUGUGGGAGGAAAGGAUGCAUCACUCUUCCUCUUCAGGGCACUGGGAAAAGUUCUCUAUUGCAAGAGAAACUCAGAUAAAGGGAUCAUUGAAACUCUACCCAAACACUUGAAGAAAAAUGAGAGGCUGUCCUUGCAAGAGAUUCCAGAAAGCAUCUAUGAGAAGACGUCCAUGGGAGCUUCUAGUUUCAGUCUUUUUCUUCACCAAAAUUAUUUGAACUUUUUCUCAGACAUUGAGAGUGUAGCAAAGGCAGCUCAUUAUCUCUCAGAUUCUGAUGUGUUAACUUCUGAAUGGAUGGAACGAGAUGUGCUGGAGGGAUAUUCAGCAUCAGUGACAGCAAGAGGCUUGAUGCACCCCAAUAAAGAUGGCACCUCUGGGGGCUCAUGGCGGCCCAUCACCCGGCCACAAUGGUAUACUGUCACAAAGAAAAUGCAAGAGCACUCCUUGGCAAUCAAGGAGGAACACUGCAAACACUCACUUACAACAGAGGAACUCAUGACUGUCUUGGUUCCACUCAAAUGCAGAAUUUUACCAGGAUCAUCACAUAUCACUCGAGAGGUGGGUCUGUUGUCAAACACUCAGAGGAUCAUUUAUACAGAACGCUUAGGAGAGAAGGAUGUUAGCAGCAUCAACAUUGAGGCAGAGGAAGUAGAGGGAGCUGCCUUUUCUGUGCUACCUGGGCUACCAACAGUUUCCAGCAGCAGUCAAGUCGAGGAAGAGUCAGAGGAGGAAUUGAUAAUUGAGGACCCAGAUGAUGACUGACUUGACAGUCCAAGCAGUUUUCAUUUAGUAGCCAUGUGUUUCCAUUGCACAAGAACAAAAGUGAAUUUUGAAAAAUAUGUUUUUAUAUGUAAUAUGAAGUUCCUAUUCUUUAUAAUAAUAAGAAAUAAUUAACUUGCCUUUUGCAGUGAUUUUGGAUACAAAAUGACAUUGCACCUGAUUUUCAUGAGCUCAGUACAAGACUGAGAAGUCUGUGGCACAAAAGUGCACGUUUGUGCCCAAUUCAUUAGUUUACAAGGCUGUCGAAGAGCCUUAUAAAAACUGACUGUUACUGGAACAAUAAUACUGAUGACUGAAUCUGUAUCAGCAGAACUUGGAAAGACACAAGAUAUAAAAACUGACAUACUUUGUGCCCUAAGAUUAGUGUGCCUUUAUUUGGGAAUGUCCAAAAAAACUUUCCUUGAACCAAAUGCCUCUGUGUCAGAGGUGCUCAAGGCCAGCUGUGGCUCCAUAUUUAUUUAUAUAUGAACAGUGAUAUUUGUAGACAUGUAUGUAAAGUGAUUAAAACAUUUUCACAAAAUUUU